Messenger RNA from Schistosoma turkestanicum, 738 nucleotides. The record is from the annotation of a GenBank genome assembly. NCBI's taxonomy places the organism in Eukaryota, Metazoa, Platyhelminthes, Trematoda, Strigeidida, Schistosomatidae.
AUGCCACGUUGUCGCAAAGAAAAAAAGUUACCGUACAGAAAUGAUGAUGGGUUCCAAAAUAUGAAGAGUUCUGUUUUUAGAGAUGGAGAACGUAACUUGCGAAAUUACGCGGACCCAGUAGACGAUCGUAUGAAAGAUGCAUACGAUCGUACAAAAUCGUCCGAUAUAUACAAAGACUUGUCAAACAAUGCAAGGUCGUAUCCAAAAUGGAAUGAUUACGAUCGUUCACGUCCGAUCAAUUCAUAUAGAAUUGAAGAUAGCGCAUUCAGCCGAAAUAUUCGAGAUGGAUACGAACCACCAUAUACUGCUCCACAAACGAAUAACUUAAUGGGUGAUUUACCAGUAUCUAGAAACAUUCGAGAUGGAUAUGAACCACGACACUUAUCUCCGUAUCAAAAUCGUUCAAAUAAUUUAAUGGGUGAUUUACCAGGAACAAGGAACAUUCAAGAUGCAUAUGAGCCUCAUUAUAUUCCUGUGAAAUCAAACCGUCCGAAUCAUUACGUGAAUAAUAUGUCAGAACCUAGGAAUAUUCAAAAUGAAUUUGAACCACGUCGAUACACAAACAGUUUCAUGGGUGAUUUACCAACCCCGAGUUCAGUUUCUAAUAAUGGAAACACAUAUUCAUACUCUAUUCCACAGCGUCCCAAUUUGAAAAUAGUUCGCGAGGAAAAUAAUUUUAACAGAUAUGUGACUGUGGUGUGUCAAUUUUCACUCACUUUACAAACUUUUCGGAUUUAA